UAUAUACUUCUCUUCUUUUUUUUAUCUUGUUCUUCAUUGCUGUUUCCAAUCCUUUCUUCAAGCAAUGGAAAUGAGAUUGGUUCUUUGUUUAGUAACACUUCUUUUUUCAUUUGUUUCAACUAUUUCUGCUAAUUCCGAAGGGGACAUACUUUAUGGUUUUAGAACAAGACUAUCUGAUCCUAACAAUGUUCUUCAAAGUUGGGACCCAACUCUUGUGAAUCCGUGCACUUGGUUUCAUGUUACUUGUGAUAAUAACAAUCUUGUUAUCAGACUAGAUUUGGGUAAUGCAAGUCUUUCUGGUAGUUUGAGUCGUCAGCUUGGUCAACUUCAACAUCUUCAAUACUUGGAGCUUUAUAAUAAUAAAAUCUAUGGGAAAAUCCCAAAGGAAUUGGGCAAUUUGAAAAAUCUUGUUAGCAUGGAUUUAUAUGAUAACAAACUACAAGGACAAAUCCCAAAAUCUCUUGCUAAAUUGAAGUCUCUUAAGUUCUGUAAGUUGGGUUCUGAUUCUUCUGAACUUCAUUUUUUUUUUCUUCUAAUUCUUGUAUAUUUGAUGUUUGUAUGCAGGCGUUUGAACAAAAACAAGUUGACUGGAUCUAUCCCAAGGGAGCUUACUAAACUAUCAAAACUCCAAGUUUUUGAUGUUUCAAAUAAUGAUCUUUGUGGAACAAUUCCAAUUGGUGGCCCAUUCGGAGAUUUUCCCAUUAAAAGCUUUAUAAACAACAGUAAACUCGGUAGACUCGAGCUUCCGGGACGAGCAACUUAUGAUUUUGGAUGCUAAAGAGAACUGAUUCCAGCGAAGAACUAGCCUGGUGAAAAAAACCUAUACUGUAACAAAUAAAACAAGCUAUGUGAAUUGUGAGACUAGCAUGUAAUGCAUCAUUACAUCUUAUGGGAUGAUGGUUGUAACUGUAAUAAAAAGCCUAGCGUUUUUAGGGGCCACUCAAAAAGAUUUAGGGGUCAACAAUAAAACAAAAAAGGUCACCCAAAGGGAAAAUGUAGCCAGCCCUUAUCUCGCGUAAUUCGU
Molecule: messenger RNA, 1024 nt
Organism: Papaver somniferum (opium poppy)
Lineage: Eukaryota; Viridiplantae; Streptophyta; Magnoliopsida; Ranunculales; Papaveraceae
Product: leucine-rich repeat protein 1-like
Exons: 6
Coding region: 65-778 (237 amino acids)
Molecular function (GO): protein binding
Source: RefSeq, a predicted model, not a curated record